Cyprinodon variegatus (sheepshead minnow) is the source of this 1955-nucleotide messenger RNA. Its product is annotated as solute carrier family 7 (cationic amino acid transporter, y+ system), member 1. Gene Ontology annotation, biological process: transmembrane transport; amino acid transport. Gene Ontology annotation, molecular function: amino acid transmembrane transporter activity. Gene Ontology annotation, cellular component: plasma membrane. The transcript is spliced from 11 exons. Bases 1 to 1800 code for a protein of 599 amino acids. The record is from RefSeq and is a predicted model, not a curated record. NCBI's taxonomy places the organism in Eukaryota, Metazoa, Chordata, Actinopteri, Cyprinodontiformes, Cyprinodontidae.
AUGUCGGGUGCAAAGAUGCUGCUGUUCCUGCAGAGCCUUUCCCGUAGGAAACCUUUGGAGCCUGAGGGCGAAGUGUCCAACUUUCGGCGCUGCCUCACCACCCUUGACCUGGUGGCUCUUGGAGUCGGCAGCACCCUGGGGGCUGGUGUUUAUGUGCUCUCGGGAGAAGUGGCCAGGGCCGUUGCUGGUCCCAGUAUAGUCAUCUCUUUCCUGAUAGCAGCUGUGGCCUCCAUCUUUGCAGGAUUGUGUUAUGCUGAAUUUGGAGCACGAGUUCCUAAAACGGGAUCUGCUUAUCUCUACAGCUAUGUGACUGUAGGGGAGAUAUGGGCUUUCAUUGCUGGCUGGAACCUACUCCUUUCUUAUAUCAUUGGAACAUCAAGUGUAGCCAGGGCAUGGAGUGGGACCUUUGAUGAUCUCAUUGGAAAUGUUAUUUCCACCUCUCUUGGCAAAGGGGCCGCAAUAGAUUUACCAGGAUUCGCUCACUACCCAGAUUUCUUUGCGGCUGGCCUGAUAAUGCUCUUGGCAGGGAUUCUUGCAUUUGGAGUUAAAGAAUCCGCUCUGGUGAAUAAAGUGUUCACGGCUAUUAACAUCCUGGUGUUGCUCUUUGUUAUCCUUUCUGGUUUUCUCAAGGGUGACAUCAACAACUGGUACAUUGCUGAUGAUACUCUUCAAAUGGCAUAUGAAAACUACACAUUCCUAAAUAAAACAAGCCAGUGUGGGACUGGGGGAUUUUUCCCAUUUGGCUUUGAAGGAACAUUAGCUGGAGCAGCAACUUGUUUUUAUGCUUUUGUAGGAUUUGACUGCAUUGCAACAACAGGAGAGGAGGUCCAGAACCCUCAAAAGUCAAUCCCAUUAGGCAUAGUGGCAUCCCUUCUCAUCUGUUUCCUGGCUUACUUUGGUGUAUCUGCAGCCUUGACUCUGAUGAUGCCGUAUUAUUUGCUCAGUGUUAAUAGCCCGCUGCCUGUGGCUUUCACAUAUAUCGGUUGGGGCCCUGCAAAGUAUGCAGUGGCCGUUGGAUCCCUCUGUGCACUUUCAACAAGCCUGUUGGGAUCAAUGUUUCCGAUGCCCCGCGUUCUCUUUGCCAUGGCAAGAGAUGGACUUCUCUUCAAACCUCUUUGUAAAUUGAGCUCCAGACAAAGUCCGGUCAUUGCUACACUUGCAUCUGGAAUUGUAGCAGCUGUCAUGGCAUUAUUGUUUGACUUAAAGGCGCUGGUUGACAUGAUGUCGACUGGAACGCUCUUUGCCUACACACUUGUUGCCAUAUGUGUUCUUAUAUUAAGGUACCAACCUGAGCUCAGUGAAGAUUCAAGUUUAGGCAAGGCUGAGCCAUUCACAAUAGGAGGUGUGCUGUGUCCUCCCUCCCAAGCAACCCCACGGACAUCAAAGAAUAUUACCAUUUUAACUGUUGCCAUUGUUUUAGUAACUGUAGUCCUGAGCAUCUUGAUAUCUGAGGGAAUAGACUCCCUGCAGAGACUUCAGUGGUGGACUUUAAUUUGUGCCUCUGUGUUUGUGCUGAUACUCUUCAUUAUUAUACUGCUCAUGUGGAGACAGCCACGGAGUAUGGCCAAAGCUGCUUUCAUGGUUCCUUUUGUGCCUUGGCUCCCUGCUUUUAGCACUUUUGUGAAUGUCUAUCUCAUGGUUCAGCUUGAGUCAGACACCUGGAUUCGUUAUGCAGUUUGGAUGGCAGUAGGUUUAAUAAUCUACUUUUGUUAUGGAGCUCAGCACAGCGUGCAGAAAAAAAGGAUGGAGAACUCACAGAACAGCGUCAGUUUUGAAACAAUCACCACAACAAUGGAGUAAAGGUUUUCUAGUUAAAGGAAAUUCAAUGUAACUCCUUGAUGUAGCUCCAAGUAACUGUGUUAAUUUAGGAAACAUGCUGAUGAUAUGUGUGAAUGUUAUAAGGGUGUAUGUAAUUGUUUUUUUAGAAACCCUCUUUUAAAUAAAUUAUGUAAUUU